AUGUUGAGAGCAGUGACGCCAUUGACAUUCCGAAGAACAAUGAUCCAAGCUCAGGCUGUUUUAUAUAAACAGCACGGCCCUCCAAAAGAUGUCCUCUUCACCCAGAACUUCACCAUUGAUGACGACAAUUUGGCGCCAGAGCAAGUUCUAGUCAAGACAAUUGCAUCGCCAGUCAACCCUUCCGAUAUCAACCAAAUUCAGGGGGUUUAUCCUUCCAAGCCGGCAAAGACGUUGGAUUACGGCACUGAUGAGCCCGCGGCACCAUGUGGCAACGAAGGGUUGUUUCAAGUUUUGAAAGUUGGCGACCAGGUGCGCGAAUUCCAAGUGGGUGACUGGGCGAUUCCAAGCCAAGUCAAUUUCGGUACUUGGAGAACGCAUGCGUUGGGCAAGGAAGUGGAUUUCAUCAAGUUGGAUAAGGGGAUCACUGUUAAUCAAGGUGCAACCAUCUCGGUAAACCCGCCCACGGCUUUGCUCAUGUUGACCCAUUACGUGAAGCUUGAGCCGGGUAAAGAUUGGUUUGUCCAAAACGGAGGAACUUCGGCGGUGGGCAAAUACGCCAUUCAAAUCGCCAAGAUCUUGGGCUUCAACAGCAUUUCAGUUAUCAGGGACAGACACGAUGCAAAUGGUACUAGAGAGGCAUUGCAGGAGCUUGGAGCAACGCACGUCAUUACGGAAAAGGAGAAUUCAGAGCGAGAAGCGGGCGACAAAAUUAAGCUGUUGGUCAAGCUGACCCAGGGAGAAGUGAAGCUCGCAUUGAACUGUGUGGGCGGCUCUUCGUCGCAGGGUAUUGCGAGAAAAUUGAGUCCCAAUGGGUUAAUGUUGACCUAUGGAGGCAUGUCCAUGAAACCGGUGACCGUUCCCACUUCGUUAUUUAUUUUCAAAAAUAUCACUAGCGCAGGGUUCUGGGUGACGGAGUUGUUGAAAAACAACCCCGAGUUGAAACAAAAGACAUUGAACCAGAUCCAACAGUGGUACAAGGAAGGUAGUUUGAAAGAAGCUCCUAGCGAGAAAUUGCCAUUUACUGAAGGUGAAGGUUUGGAAUUGCACCAAUUGUAUUUGAAAGGUAUCGAAGCCGACUCAGGUAAGCAAUUGGUUACCUACGAAUAA
Messenger RNA from Lodderomyces beijingensis, 1107 nucleotides. The record is from the annotation of a GenBank genome assembly. NCBI's taxonomy places the organism in Eukaryota, Fungi, Ascomycota, Pichiomycetes, Serinales, Debaryomycetaceae.